UGCAGAUCAAUAUAGAGGAGGAAGCCAACAGGCAGCUGCAGCUGAGCAGUGUCAGAUAAGAAAGGAAGCGAAACGUCUGCUGUUAUCGGCACGAUUCUGGCGAAAAUCGACGGUCGCGGCGCCGAAAUGGGCCGACUCUUGAUAGUGGUGGUGCUGCUCGGUCUCGCGUUUGAGGGGUCCAAGGCCGACUGCAAUUUGGGAGAUGAUUUCAAAUUUGAGUUGACGCCCUGCGACUCUCAGGGAGGAAGAUGGCGGGUGCAGGUGCCCACAUCAUCAGACCAAUUCCAAAGUUGUUCCUUGCAGCAGCCAAAGAGGGUCGAUUCUUGUGAGUCAUCUUGCGCAGCCGGUCAAUUUUUCGACCUGUCUUCCUUGAGCUGCAGUCCUUGUUCGGCCGGGACUUACUCUUUAGGCGGUGCUGUUCUUUUUGAUAGCUGGGACACCCUACCCGAGGGUUUCCACUCGCAAGUUGAAUCGUUCCAGUCUUCGUUCAUCGGUCGAUACGGCAACGGCAUCAACUGCACUGCGUAUGGAUGGCAAGCCAAAGGGGACUUUUUGGCGUCCCUGGGCGGGCCGUGCGCAGCCACAGUAGCGGUGUCGGUGCGACUGGCAAGCGCUGGAAAUCUUUCGUACUGGUAUCAGUACUCGAAUCGCGACGUCAUUUUUGACUUUGAGGCGCAAAACGAGCAGUGCCAGAGCGUGGCAGACGCGAAGGAGUAUCGCUGGCCAUCAGCCACUGCCGAGGGCGAAUGGCAUCGCCAAGUGGUUCAGCUGAAGCCGGGCAACAACCUGCUUCAGUGGAAAACAAUUGGGAUGGAAACUUAUCCCGGCAAACCUGUGCUGAUCAAAUCAAUUGAAAUUAGCGGCAUGGCUAAAUCACCCUCCUGCACCCCAUGCAGAAACGGCACCUUCAGCUCAUCCGGCUCUCGGAAAUGUCAAGAGUGCCCUGAAAAUCACUUUUCCGUUCGGGGCGCCAGCUCCUGCCAGCCAUGCAACCCUGAAACCGAAUUUUCUCCCAAAGGUUAUCCCCGCUGCCUCAAAAGACACGUCUGCACAUCUAAAGAUUUUUAUGAGGCCAAAUCACCCUGCGACGCGAAUAACCAAACGCGGACCGUGUACCGAUGGCUGGAGCCAAAAAUUUGCAUGGCUGGUGUCGAAUUGCCCCAACCGGGCCCCAAACACCCCUGUAUGCCGUGCAAUCCGGGAAUGCGCCAAGCUUCCUCGACUGGAGCAACUGCCGGCGCCACUUCCUGCGAGUUCUGUCCGGUCGAGCACUUUUCCGAAGACGGUGGGCAGUGUAAAACGUGUCCGCCGAACACCACCCCAAACUACGGGUACAUGUUUGAACGGUGGGCUGAAAUGCCGGCGAUGAUGAGCUCAACUUGCCGCCAGCAAGAUGGAGCGGAAUGUGGAGGAAUGGCAGGUUGGCAACUGGCUGGCUCUCACAUUCACUCGGGCCGCCACCACGCAGAUGGGGCGUAUCUUCUUCUCUCCCUUAAUGUACCUGGAUUCCGAGGAAAGGGUUCGGUGGUUGGAGGGAGAAGGUUGGAGGUUGGGAGAGUGGCGUUCACCUUUGAGCUUGACUGCAAAGCAAAAUGCGAAUUCGUUUUCAUGGAGUCGUCUGACCGUCAAGGGAUGACUUUGGUGCAAAGCUGGAGUGGCGCCACAUCGAAGCACGAAUUCAGCCACCCUGUUUACACUAACGAUUCCUACACCUUCAGCUGGGCCUUCCAAAAAGCCUCUCUGAGUGACUUUGACAUCCUCUCCAAUUUGCUGGACGCGGACGUCGCUAGAAUUUUCUCCAUCAAUGUUACAAAUACCAUUGAUGGUGGAGCUAGUGUGUGCCUGCCAUGCCACCAGGAAACGGAGGAACUGGGCUGCAUACCGUGCCCUCCGGGUCAGUACGUUGACCCUAAUUCUACGCAGUGUACGCCAUGUCCACCGGGAACAACAGUUUCCGACCCUUUGGCGUAUGGCAUAGAGUCCUGCCAACCUUGCGGACCGGGACUGUCUAGCGUGGAUGGGGUCACUUGCACCUCAGACUGCGUUUUUCAGGGUGACCCUUCUUUUGACCUCUCCGCCCUUGCUGACACGGUUCUGAUAAGGGGUAGUCGCUUAUUCACUGCCUCUGGCGCUCAAUAUUACCACGUCUUCAACAUAAGUCUUUGUGGGAAAAUUCAGGCACAGUGCUCGAAUAACGUUUCAUAUCAAAUGGACGGUCAAACCUCUCAAAUCAAUUCAUUUGUUUGCCGAACAACGAUGGUGCCGAGUGCAUGGUCUGAGGAAGAAGUGAUUUUGUCCACGCAGUCGGUGACCCUUGGUGAUGAGCUGGUGGCUGUCACCAAAGACACGACCUUCAUGAACAUGGAGGUCAUCGAAGAAUUUUUGACUGCUAACACUUCACUCCACUUUUACUACACUACCCCAAUGGCGACGAGGUCGUGUCCGCAAGGUAGGACGACUGUGAUAAGUCUGAUGUGUGACCCUAGCAAGAGAGGAAAUGGCACCAUUGUCCUGCCAUCAAAGUGCCCGGACGGAACGUGCGACGGCUGCACCUUCAACUUUCUUUGGCAGACGGCCGUCGCCUGUCCCGUUUGCAAGGAGAAGGAUUACAAAUUGGUCAAGGGCGAGUGCACCUUGGGCUCGCAACUUCUGCACUACCUGGCUCCGACCAACUGCAGGGUUUUAGGUGACCUGCCCGCUACGAAGGCUGUCAAAUGCCAAAAUCACAUUCCCGUCGAGCUUCAAGCCAUCAUUGGUGGAACGGUGAUGGUUGCGGCACUUUUGUGCGGUUUGAUGGUUCACUUCUGGCGCAAAACGCAGCGCUUGGAGUACAAGUACAUGAAACUGGUGCAAAACUCGACUUCUGGCAGCGACGGCGCCGAGUUGCCUCCUGCCGAGAGCUGCGCCCUGGACGAUGGUGAAGAGGAGGACGUUCACUUCGCCCAACCCGCCAAGCAAAACUUCCUCAACCGAAUCAAAGCCAUGACCAGGAAGGUACGUCGGAAGGUGACAGCAGUGCCUUUGAAACGAUACAACUUACACAAUGACGAAGUCGGCUGAGCCUCUUGAACGUGACCAAAAGCUUCAAUUUUGUAAUUUGAAAAUAUUGUGUUCUAUCAAAUAUGUUGCGUAAAGAAAAUAUUGAAAUAUUCGUCUAUCUGUGUUAUAUCAGGGUUUUUAAUGUGUUACGAUUCGUGAUUUUGGCGGCUGAGUAAAUUAAUGUAUCGGGAAAAUUUCACCUUGUAAACACGCACCUUUGUCGCUAUUACGAUAAUAAAAUAUAU
Messenger RNA from Neocloeon triangulifer, 3284 nucleotides. Its product is annotated as endosome/lysosome-associated apoptosis and autophagy regulator family member 2-like. Lineage: Eukaryota; Metazoa; Arthropoda; Insecta; Ephemeroptera; Baetidae. The transcript is spliced from 15 exons. The coding region runs from base 127 to 3060 and encodes 977 amino acids. The record is from RefSeq and is a predicted model, not a curated record.